This is a messenger RNA of Fusarium sp. VM40, 246 nucleotides long. NCBI's taxonomy places the organism in Eukaryota, Fungi, Ascomycota, Sordariomycetes, Hypocreales, Nectriaceae. The record is from the annotation of a GenBank genome assembly.
AUGUGCAACUACAUCUACAAAGAGCUCAGCUGUCAACACCACUACCACUUGGUAGAGUCAUGGUGUCCCAAGUACAUCGAGACUGAACGUCGGUGUCCACCCACUAUCGUGAGCAAGCAGUACUGGGGUGAUGACAUUUGUGCCGCCUGCCGUGAACGCCAGCAACCCAGCAACCACCCGUGGGCGAAGCUCAUUCAGCGUCCCGAGUCACGCAUGUCCUACUCUCCCCAGGUUCGUGCUCAAUGA